GGGAACUGAUCACAGCCGCACAUGAGCUUGGAGUUGCCCAUCCCCCCGGGUAUCCUUUGUUCACACUGGUGGCUAGCCUGGCAAUCACUCUCUUUCCAUUUGGUUCCGUUGCCUACCGAGUCAAUCUUCUCUGUGGCUUAUUUGGAGCGGUAGCUGCUUCACUCCUUUUUUUCACCGUUUUCAGGCUUUCUGGCUCACAUGCUGGAGGAAUCCUUGCUGCGGGGGUGUUUUCAUUUUCUCGCCUAACAUGGCAGUGGUCCAUUGCAGCCGAGGUUUUUAGCUUAAACAAUCUGUUUGUGGGGCUGCUCAUGGCGCUUACUGUGCGUUUUGAGGAGGCAGCAGCCGCAAAGGAGAGAUCAAAGAUAGCAGUCAUUGGUGCUUUCUCCUGUGGCCUUAGUUUGUGUAAUCAGCACACAAUAGUACUCUAUGUUUUAUGCAUUAUACCCUGGAUUCUCUUCCGACUUCUGAAAGAGAAGGAACUCGCCUUUAGCUCUCUGUUGAAGCUCACUCUGGCCUUCUCGGCUGGCCUGCUGCCCUACAUCUAUCUGCCUGUGUCUUCCUACCUCAAUCAUGCCCGCUGGACCUGGGGAGACCAGACGACACUAAGAGGGUUCCUGACACAUUUUCUCCGGGAAGAAUAUGGAACAUUCAGCCUGGCCAAAUCUGAAAUAGGAUCCAGUGUGUCUACAAUACUGCUUUCACAAAUAAUAAAUAUGAAGACGGAACUUUCAUUCAACAUCCAAGCUCUUGCAGUUUGGGCAAAUAUAUGUUUAGCCAGAAAGGACAGACGGCAGUCUUCAUUAGUAUGGCUUUUCACUGGAAUGCUUUUUAUUUAUUCAUUAUUCUUUGCUUGGAGAGCAAAUUUAGAUAUUUCAAAACCACUUUUCAUGGGUGUGGUGGAACGAUUCUGGAUGCAGAGCAAUGCAGUGGUGGCUGUUCUCGCUGGCCUUGGUUUGGCCACACUUGUGUCUGAGACUAACCGAGUGCUGAACUGCAAUGGGAUUCAAUAUCUGGAAUGGCUGUCAGCAACUCUUUUUGUAACUUACCAAAUAUAUUCAAAUUACAGCAUUUGUGACCAAAGAACCAAUAAUGUGAUCGAUCAGUUUGCACGAAACCUUCUGGACUCCAUGCCUCGUGAUGCAAUCAUCUUACUCAGGGGAGAUUUGCCAGGGAAUUCUCUCCGUUACUUGCAUUACUGUGAGGGGUUGAGGCCAGAUGUUUCCCUAGUGGAUCAAGAAAUGAUGACGUAUGAGUGGUAUUUACCCAAGAUGGCAAGACAUCUACCAGGAGUGCACUUUCCUGGGGACCGAUGGAACCCUGUGGAAGGAGUAUUACCUAGUGGAAUGGUCACAUUCAAUCUUUAUCACUUUCUGGAAAUGAAUAAACAAAAAGAAACAUUUGUUUGCAUAGGAAUUCAUGAAGGUGACCCAACUUGGAAGAAGGGCUAUUCACUUUGGCCAUGGGGGUCUUGUGACAAAUUGGUUCCUUCAAGGAUUGUAUUCAACCCAGAAGAGUGGAUUAAAAGCACCGCAAGUAUCUAUAACUGGACCGAGGAAUAUGGAAGGUUUGAUCCAUCUUCUUGGGAAUCUGUGGCCAAUGAGGAGAUGUGGCAAGCAAGGAUGAAAACACCGUUCUUCAUCUUUAACCUGGCAGAGACUGCCAAGGUGCCUCCAAAUGUGAAAGCACAGCUCUACACUCAUGCAUAUAAAAAAAUCUGUCAAGAUAACAAUGGAAUGCCAACAUUUGCUGUCUUCCAGCUUUAUAAGGAGAUAGUGUACUUUCAAGAGGAACACCCAGUGAAUUGGCACAAGAACUACGCCAUCGCCUGCGAGCGGAUGCUGCGCCUUCCAGGGACAGACGCAAAGCCUGAAGUCCUGCUGUCUGAAACCAUCAGACAUUUUCGUCUCUACACUCAGAAAGCACAGAGUGACCCACAGCGAGCAGACAUUAUAGCUGCUCUCAAGCACCUCAGAAGAGAACUGCAAAGUCUAAGAAAUACAAAAAAGGUCUGAGCCAGCAAACAGUGGCAGCCUGCUCGCUGUUCUGCUCUCAGAGUUUAAGGUCUUGAGCCAGCAAAUGGUGGCAGCCUGAUCGCUGUUCUGCUUCCAGAGUUGCUAAAGUCCAAAAGCUUUCCUUCAAGUAAAGAAGUUGUAUCAAAAAUGUAGAAAUCUCAAUUAUCUCCUGGAUAUAAGUAAUGUAUACAGCAGAAACACAUUAAUGACUAAAGUGUAUGCCUUAUGCAAAGUUGUGUUUAUCUCAUGUUGCCAAAUUAGCAUUUCCAUGAGAAGCGUUCAGAAACAUCUGCAGUCUUCAUAUACCAACUGUAGGCUGUAGAUGGGAAGGAACUGUCUCCACAGACCUGAAACGUUUCUGAGUCUUUUGUGGUCUGUGAUUAUUGGGAUCCAUUUAAAAAGAUAUUCUUAAAAUGCCCAUUCCAAACCAAACGCAUUUUCCAUUUCCUGCAAGUGACAUAGUCUCUGAAAACAAUUCUUGUUAUACCUCAUUAGAAUUCCUUUUUACUCUAGUUAACUAUAAUUGUUAGAGUCUGAAACUUUAUGCCAAGUAUGUGAUUUUUUUAAACUUUUGAGUUUUAUCAUCUUCAUCUGUAGUCACUGAAAAGGAAAGCUAAUUUCAUGUUUUCUUAUUUCAGUUGCAGAAACAGGCAAAUUAAAUGGCAUUUAACAUGUCCUUAAUUAAUUUCAUAUUUAUGUUUUACUGCUAUUUGGAUUCACAGAUCUAGACCCAAUAAUUAGUAGGUAGCUGGCUGCCCAGAUGCACAAAGCAGUGUGGCCAAGAGUGGGGGUGGGGAAGUUGUUCAAUAAAUUCAUUUUUGUUACAGGCAUCUUUUAUACAUAUUAAUAAAGGGAACAUAGUAAGAAAUGCAAAUAAUAAUAGUUCUUUAUUUUAUUAUGACAGUUAAUUAAUAGCAACCUGUUUUAAUGAAUAAAGUCACUCAGAGUCCUUCAGCACUUCCUAAGUAGAGGCCAGAAUCUGUAGGGAUUCUUUCCCCCUGAUUGUAUAGCUCCUAGACUCCAAGCACUAUAUAGGCCCCUGUAUAGAAAUGCUCACUAAUGAAGAGGGAGGGCUAGAAGCUUGUCUGCAUUCAAAGAUCACUGGUGAGUCAUUCAGCAAGAAAAGGCCCCUUACCAGGAAUAGUCACAGUUCCGUGGCAUUGUACUAGCAAAAGGGUCUGAUCAAAGGUCUCCCGUGGAGCUUGCAUGGUUCCCUUUCAUACUACGACCAUAAUUAAAACCACUAAUUCUCUUUUAAAAUGCUGCAGGAUGCCAUGUAGGCAUCUGUCUGGAGUGUCCUUUGUGAUGUCAUAAGCUGUUAAGGACCAGUGCCGAGGGCUUUUGAGUGAAAUGCCAGUCAUGAAGGUGCUUCAAGACAAGGGUGCCUCUAAAAGCUUGACAGGGCCUUGACUGCACAAUUCGAGCUGAAUUUGCCCCUUGUCAGCUGCCAGUAAAUAAAUCUCAAAGGGGAAAAGCUGAAGUUUCAUUACCUGAUCCAUGGGGCUUUGUUGGUUUUGGCAUCACACAGGGGAAGCUCUUGCCCCUCCAUUCUCUGGGUUUGAAGAUGUCCAUUGGAGCCUGCAGGGCCUGGACAGGGUUCAGAGCGGAACCUUUUGAAGAGUGUCAAUAGUUGUAACAGUUCAGCUGUUAGGAAGACAAAUACAUGGAGGAGCUCAUUAAUCCGCUUUUGGCUCUCGGUGCCUUUUGCCCUUUUAUCACAGCCUUAUUAGGCUCCUGCUCAUCUUGAACCAGAAAAAACUGAAUUGAAGUUGUUGAGUACUAAUUGGCAAAGACUUUAAUCAUGGGCCAAGAACUUUCACUGACUUGAAAGUAACUUCUCCACAGGGAAGAGCCAGAAACCUGGUUUACCUUAAAACAAAAACCUGUUGGAGCUCAGUGUGGUGUGAAAAUUGAAGGAAGCAUCGAUAAAUUGUCUAAGUCUAUCCAUUCAAAAAAAUUAUGUAAGAUUAUGAUUUUCACUUUCCUGGGAGGACAAUAAAAUUCAAACAUUUCUUAAGAAA
Cricetulus griseus (Chinese hamster) is the source of this 4033-nucleotide messenger RNA. The record is from RefSeq and is a predicted model, not a curated record. NCBI's taxonomy places the organism in Eukaryota, Metazoa, Chordata, Mammalia, Rodentia, Cricetidae.